This is a messenger RNA of Nicotiana attenuata, 828 nucleotides long. RefSeq lists its product as uncharacterized. The record is from RefSeq and is a predicted model, not a curated record. The coding region runs from base 1 to 828 and encodes 275 amino acids. NCBI's taxonomy places the organism in Eukaryota, Viridiplantae, Streptophyta, Magnoliopsida, Solanales, Solanaceae. The transcript has a single exon.
AUGGGGGACUUUAACACUAUCUUACAUCAAGAAGACAGAAUGCAUGGUUCACCUGUACAAGAAUAUGAGACAAGAGACUUCAGGGAAUUCUUAAUGAAUACAGGAUUCUGUGAAGUUAAAACAUUUGGAAGGGAGUAUACAUGGACAAAUAGCCACACAUAUAGCAAAAUCGAUAGAGCCAUUGCAAAUGCAGAUUGGAUGAUCAAUAUGACCACACAAGUAGUUCAUAUUUUGGAGCCUCACUUUUCUGAUCACUCACCCUUGAGCAUCAGUUUCACUGAAUCACCUAAAAGAGGAGGAAAGCCUUUUAAAUUCUUCAAUUGCAUAGCUGAACAUACACAAUUCCAACAGGCAGUUGAGGAGGGAUGGAACAUACAGACGAAUAGGAAGAACAUGGGAGCAAUAUGGGACAAACUCAAGGGGGUUAAACAGAAUUUGAAAAGACUCAAUACUGAGCAGUUCAUUGGUGUAGAUAAGAAGAUUAAGGAGGUCAGACUACAUCUACAAGAGGUGCAAGAGAAGUUAAGUGCCGACUACCUGAACACCAUGCUAAUGGAGGAAGAAAGGGAAUUAAAAUGUCAAUUGGAGAAAUGGAGUGGUAUCGAGGAAAGCAUAUACAAGCAAAAGUCUAGAAUUCAGUGGCUAAAAGAAGGUGAUUCUAAUACUGCCUACUUCUUUGCCUCCAUGAAGCACAGGUAUUCACAGAAUCACAUCAGGAACCUUAAAAAUGAUCAGGGGGAGAGACUCCAUACUGAAGCUGAGAUAAUAAAGGAAAUAACUGGAUAUAUGAGAAUACUUGGCACAUCAACAAUACCCUGCCUGCCAUGA